AUGUCGGAAACCAGCGUUACCGACAUCGAACUGCAGCCUCGAAUGGCCGCGAAUGGCUGCAUCGAUUCUCGACAAAGCUCUCGAUGCCUAGAGAUUUACCCCGACGAGGACCAGCCAUCCAACAACGCAGCGAGCACGAACCAAUCCGUGAAGUCGUCGUCGGAUCGCAUACAACCGUUGCCGCUAGGAUCAUCUGCUCUUCCCCCACGAGAUAUACAUGGCAUGAAGUGGGUGUUCGGUGUGGCUGCCAUAUUGUCAAGUGUGUUCUUAUUCUCUCUGGAUCAGACGAUUGUCGCUGAUGUUCAGCCAAACAUCAUCGCGGAGCUCGGGUCAAUCGAUAAAUUGCCUUGGCUAUCGGUGUCAUUUCUUCUCGCAGGUGCCAGCACUAAUCUGCUCUGGGGACGAAUAUAUAGCCAGUUUAAUCCAAAAUGGAUCUAUGUGCUCUGCGUAGUGAUUUUCGAGAUCGGUUCGACCGUAUGCGCGGCGGCGCCCAACAUGAAUGCACUCAUUAUCGGACGUGCUCUGGCUGGCCUUGGCGGCGGAGGAAUGUACUUGGGAGUGAUGAUGCUGCUGUCCCUGUUCACUACACCUCUUGAACGGCCGAAGUACAUCGGCAUAAUCGGUGUGGUAUUCGGUUUUGGCACAGUCCUAGGACCUGUGAUUGGAGGAGCCUUUGCCUCCAAUGCAUCCACAACUUGGAGAUGGGCCUUUUAUAUCAAUCUUUGCAUUGGAGGCGCCUUUGCUCCAGCGUAUUUUUUCUUGCUUCCGUCCCGUGAUCUCCGGCCGGGUGUGAAGUUCUGGGACAGGAUGAAAGCUGUUGACUGGAUAGGAAACACUCUCGUAAUCGGUGCUUAUGUCUCUGGGCUCAUGGCAAUCUCAUUUGGCGGCGCAACCUUUGCGUGGAACAGCGCCCAAGACAUAGCUUUGUUCUGCGUCUCGGGCGUUCUGUUUAUUGCGCUAAGCAUUCACCAAGUUUGGUCAAACCCGCAGCACAGAAUGUUUCCGGUUCAUUUCCUAAAGCACAGAGGCCUUUUGAUACAGUUCUUGGUGGGAGCCUCUGCGGGGACGUCGUCCUUUGUGACCAUCUAUUUCAUCCCGCUAUACUUUCAGUUCGUACAACACAGCAGUUCUCUACUUGCAGGUGUACGGUUAUUACCAUUUAUCGGCUCACUGGCGGCAUUCACCAUGUUAAACGGCCAACUCAUGGCAAGAUCGGGAUACAGCAUGCCAUGGUACGUCGCCGGUUCUGCCCUCGUCAUUGCCGCCAACAGCAUGCUCUACAAUAUCGAUCUAUCUACUUCAAACGGAUUUAUUUACGCAGCGAUGGUUCUCAAUGGAAUUGGCACUGGCAUGUUUAUAAAUGCUCCAUUUGCUGUUGCACAAUGGCUUGCUCCACCCCAGGAGAUAUCGAGCGCCGUUGGAUUCAUUAUGUGUGCUCGAGGAGGAGGGCUUGCCAUCGCACUGUCCAUCGCAAACGCCAUCUUUCUGAACUUGGCCGAAAAUGGGAUUCGCCAUCUUUUUCCCUCUCUGGACAAUGUGCAGAUUCAGAGUUUAAUCUCAGGCGCGGGGAGCGAUCUAUUGGAAACACUCAAUCCCGCUCAGCAACAGGAAGUCCUAGCAGCUAUUGUGCACGCGAUCAGUCGCGUUUUUAUCACGUCGAUAGCCUCCGGCUGCUUUUGUCUCUGCCUAUCGCUUUUGAUGGAUCGCAGAAAAUUCAAGAUUGGUUAG
Molecule: messenger RNA, 1728 nt
Organism: Aspergillus tanneri
Lineage: Eukaryota; Fungi; Ascomycota; Eurotiomycetes; Eurotiales; Aspergillaceae
Exons: 4
Coding region: 1-1728 (575 amino acids)
Biological process (GO): transmembrane transport
Molecular function (GO): transmembrane transporter activity
Source: RefSeq, a predicted model, not a curated record